Rhineura floridana is the source of this 1404-nucleotide messenger RNA. It is a transcript of the gene SNAP29, whose product is annotated as synaptosome associated protein 29. Gene Ontology annotation, molecular function: SNAP receptor activity; syntaxin binding. The coding region runs from base 488 to 1258 and encodes 256 amino acids. The record is from RefSeq and is a predicted model, not a curated record. The transcript is spliced from 7 exons. NCBI's taxonomy places the organism in Eukaryota, Metazoa, Chordata, Lepidosauria, Squamata, Rhineuridae. Gene Ontology annotation, biological process: synaptic vesicle fusion to presynaptic active zone membrane; synaptic vesicle priming; exocytosis. Gene Ontology annotation, cellular component: SNARE complex; plasma membrane.
GAACUUUGCAUGAUUGGCAGUAGAGCGGAAGCCCUUUUAGGCUGCAAUCCGUGUCUACUCAAAAGAAAGCUCUAUUGGGUUCAAUGGGACCUACUCCCAGGUGAGGAAAAGACUGAAAAGUCCGUUAUGUUAUUUUGUUUUCCCCUCUCUUCAGGCGGUGGUUGGUUCAGUCCGACCGCGUCCAUCUUUGUUCAGUUUUUUUCCUCGGUCUCGCUCUCCCCCUCCCCCCUGGCUUCCUUCAGAGAUGGUUUGGCCCACUUGGCCUGGCGGAGGGCGGGAGGCGACGUAGCUACCGCCUCCGCUCGCGACGGGAAGUCAGAAGGGGAAGAGCUCUGUGUAAGCUGAGUUUGGUUUUCCAUCACAGUGACGCUGGCAGUCUCUGACAUGAAGGCAUUGGCCUGGUUUUGAAAAACGUUGGUGCAGUUUUGCCUUGCCUUUGUUUGUUGACUUUCAUACGUAGAAGAGAACUGACCUUGGAGCAGUAAUUAUGUCAGCUUAUUCAAAAAGCUACAAUCCUUUUGAUGAAGAUGACGAUGAAGACUUAAAGCCAGUAAAGUGGAAUGAAAGCAAUGAGCCUCCUAGAGAUGGGGCAGAUAGACAGAGGUACCUGCAGCAAGAGGUUCUGCGGCGAUCCCAGGCCACCAUGGAUAGCACUAACCGUUCCCUCUCCCUCAUUUAUGACUCUGAACAUGUUGGCAUAGCCUCGGCGGAGGAGCUUACCCGGCAAGGCGAGGCACUGAAGCGCACCGAACGAAUGGUGGAUAAGAUGGACCAAGAUCUAAAAACGAGUCAGAGACACAUUAACAGUAUCAAGAGUGUGUUUGGUGGCUUUGUAAAUUACUUCAAAGCCAAGCCGCAAGAAAUCAAGCUUGAACAGAACGGGGCCACUGAAUACCAAGCCAGCAACAAAUUGAAAGAGGCCAUAUCCAUCAGUAAAGAACAGGAGUCAAAGUACCAGGAGAGUCAUCCAAAUUUACGGAAGUUGGAUAAUCCAGAGUAUAGUUCCAGUGGAACCAGUUCAGAUUCUUCAUUCCAACCUGAGAGUUACCCAAGGAAUCAACAUCUCCGAACAUAUCAUCAGAAAGUCGAUAGCAACUUAGAUGAGAUGUCCUCUGGGCUGAGCCGCCUGAAGAGCCUGGCUCUUGGCUUGCAAUCUGAAAUUGACGAUCAAGACGACAUCUUGAAUCGCCUCACCACCAAGGUGGAUACUCUGGACCUCAAUAUUAAAAGCACAGACAAAAAAAUCAAGGAGCUUUAAGGAUUUCUAAAUAUUUCUUCUCCAGGGCAAGAACUCAAUUCAUUUUAUACAGCCGGAUAAUUGUUUUGCUGUCUGGGAAACAACCAGCAUGAGAAAAUGGGUUUAUGUGGCUAAUCUGCUUUGUGAUUAAAAUUGAAUAAGUGCAA